Messenger RNA from Schistocerca americana (American grasshopper), 574 nucleotides. RefSeq lists its product as uncharacterized. NCBI's taxonomy places the organism in Eukaryota, Metazoa, Arthropoda, Insecta, Orthoptera, Acrididae. Bases 33 to 533 code for a protein of 166 amino acids. The record is from RefSeq and is a predicted model, not a curated record. The transcript has 2 exons.
UUGAGGAGUGCAGACGGACAAGGACAAUCACCAUGCUGAGAGAAGCCGCAGCCCUUUUGCUGAUUGCAGCUGUUGCCAGUGCUUCGUACCCGAAGACGACUGUGCUGUUCCAAGACCCGGCGGACUACGCGGGCGAGAUGAAGUGCUGCAUGGGCGCCUUCAACACCCCACACAACUACACGGGCGCCUACCAGGUGAACGCACUCUACCUCAGCAGCCACGUGCGCAACUACGCCACUCUGGAGAUAGGCCCGGAGCAGCAGAACAUCAGGAUCACCAUGAGCGAGACUCCGUACGGCGUGUCCGACUGGAAGGUCGUCGCCACAGCCACCUACUCGGAAGUAGCCGAACCUCUCCAGCUCCUCAGGGUGCCUAUCAGCUACAAGACCGAUCCGUCCAAAUAUUACCUGUUCGAAAUCUCGUACGGUGGCAGCUACACAUACCCUACAUAUUCAUCUAUCGAUAUAUCUGCUGGUCCUUACAAGACAAGCUACAACGCCUUUAUACUGGGUAUCGACUACGAGAAAGCAUGAAUGUACUGAAUACUCAGUUCCAAUAAAUCAACCUAUUUAUA